Exophiala dermatitidis NIH/UT8656 is the source of this 2191-nucleotide messenger RNA. Its product is annotated as ATP-dependent RNA helicase dbp2. Gene Ontology annotation, molecular function: ATP binding; RNA helicase activity; RNA binding. The transcript is spliced from 5 exons. The record is from RefSeq and is a predicted model, not a curated record. Gene Ontology annotation, cellular component: nucleus; cytoplasm; ribonucleoprotein complex. Gene Ontology annotation, biological process: rRNA processing. Lineage: Eukaryota; Fungi; Ascomycota; Eurotiomycetes; Chaetothyriales; Herpotrichiellaceae. The coding region runs from base 213 to 1829 and encodes 538 amino acids.
CAAAAUUUCAUCUUCGCCCCUUCCCGCUACUACAUAACAACCCCUUCAAACCUCACUUCUUCAUCUUCGCUUGCUUUCAUAUUCACCUUUUUCCUUUCCUGCAUCCAAUUUCUCUCUAGACUUGUUUGCGCCUACUUCCUGGUGCUCUCUUCUGUCUCCGAUUUUCCCUGUCAUACACCCACUCCCCGAAAAAGUACAUCUCGACUUUCAUCAUGUCUUACGGUGGUGGUUACGGUUCGUCCAGAGACGGCGGUCACUCCAACGGUUAUGGCGGUGGCCACAGCUACUCUAACGGUUACUCCAACGGCGGCGGCUACUCUAACGGCGGCUAUGGCGGAUCCAACGGAUACUCCGGUGGUGGUGGCGGCGAUAAAAUGUCAAACUUGGGCGCUGGUUUGAAGACACAACACUGGGAUCUUGCAGCCUUGCCCAAGUUUGAAAAGUCAUUCUACAAGGAGGAUCCUGCCGUCACAGCGCGGUCGCAACGAGAUGUCGACGAGUUCCGCAGAAAACACGAAAUCACUGUUCAAGGCCGCAAUGUUCCCCGGCCGGUUGAGACCUUCGACGAGGCUGGAUUUCCUUCUUAUGUCAUGAACGAAGUCAAGGCUCAAGGCUUCACUCACCCCACUGCCAUUCAAUCCCAGGGCUGGCCUAUGGCGCUUUCCGGUCGUGAUGUGGUUGGUAUUGCUGAAACUGGUUCGGGAAAGACUCUUACAUACUGUCUCCCUGCCAUUGUUCACAUUAAUGCCCAACCGCUCCUCGCACCUGGUGAUGGCCCAAUCGUCCUUGUCCUUGCACCAACUCGAGAACUCGCCGUCCAGAUUCAACAAGAGAUGACCAAGUUUGGAAAAUCUUCUCGUAUCCGAAACACCUGUGUCUAUGGUGGUGUCCCCAAGGGUGGCCAGAUCCGUGACCUCGCUAGAGGCGUGGAAGUGUGCAUUGCGACCCCAGGUCGUCUCAUUGACAUGCUCGAAUCCGGCAAGACUAACCUGCGUCGUGUGACUUACCUUGUUCUGGAUGAGGCAGAUCGUAUGCUUGACAUGGGUUUCGAACCUCAGAUUCGCAAGAUUAUCGGUCAGAUUCGUCCUGAUCGACAGACUUGCAUGUGGUCUGCAACUUGGCCGAAAGAAGUUCGCCAGUUGGCUUCCGACUUCCUCAACGACUUCAUCCAGGUCAACAUUGGCUCCAUGGAUCUGUCUGCCAACCACCGUAUCACUCAAAUUGUCGAAGUCGUUUCUGAAUUCGAGAAGAGAGACCGUAUGGUGAAGCAUCUCGAGCAAAUCAUGGAAGACCGCAACAACAAGAUUCUCAUCUUCACUGGCACCAAACGUGUUGCCGACGAAAUCACCCGAUUCCUGCGUCAGGAUGGUUGGCCCGCGCUCUCAAUCCAUGGCGACAAGCAGCAAAACGAGCGUGACUGGGUUUUGAACGAAUUCAAGACUGGCAAGAGUCCAGUCAUGGUUGCUACGGAUGUUGCAUCCCGUGGUAUCGAUGUCCGAGAUAUCACUCACGUUUUCAACUAUGACUACCCCAACAACUCCGAGGACUAUGUUCACCGCAUUGGUAGAACAGGUCGUGCUGGGCGGAAGGGUACAGCCAUCACCCUCUUCACCACUGAAAAUGCCAAACAAGCACGUGACCUACUUCAUAUCUUGCAGGAGUCCAAGCAGAACAUUGACCCUCGUCUUGCCGAGAUGGCCCGUUACUCUGGCGGCGGCGGUGGUGGCCGUGGCUACGGUGGCCGUGGCGGCUAUCGUGGCGGUCGUGGUGGCGGCGGCGGUGGCUUCACCUCCUCCAAUGCCGCUCCUCUUGGCCGCAGCCGUUGGUAAACGUUUGAGCAUUUCCGGUUUGGACGAGUGAUUCGAUUUUUCUUUGCAAGUUUCGUCACGCACGUGCUUUACAACCCGAACCUCGAUAGACCUGUACCGUGGGCUGCGUUCCCGGGAUUUUAGGCGUUAUGGUGCAUCUGGAAGGCAGACAGAAUGUGUUUAUGGGGCUGGAUCUGCGUGCUUUGUCUCCCAGGGAAUCGGGCAAAAGGGCCCAUGGGUCGAUCGUGUACAGCUGGGAGAAAGCUGGCAGGACUGAUAUUUGAUGUUCCCAUCAGAGGAAGACUUUUGAGGGAUCAUCUUAGCGUACCGCAUUGUCAAGAUAUUAGAAAUAGACAAUACCCAUGAUGUGUGUAAAGGCGAGA